Messenger RNA from Ostrinia furnacalis (Asian corn borer), 1616 nucleotides. RefSeq names its product FK506-binding protein 59kD (gene Fkbp59). NCBI's taxonomy places the organism in Eukaryota, Metazoa, Arthropoda, Insecta, Lepidoptera, Crambidae. The transcript is spliced from 7 exons. The coding region runs from base 99 to 1520 and encodes 473 amino acids. Gene Ontology annotation, molecular function: protein binding; peptidyl-prolyl cis-trans isomerase activity. The record is from RefSeq and is a predicted model, not a curated record.
GAAAGAAAUACCGGCGCGCAACUCGAGUUUUCCAGAAAAUUAAAAACUGUUACUGCGUCAAUUUCCCAAGCUUACGGAAGGAAAAUUAAGUUGCAACAAUGACCGUAGACGAAGGCGUUGAUAUCUCAAAGAAUGGCGACCGUGGGGUGUUGAAGAGGAUCAUCAAGGAGGGCGAAGGCACGGAUACUCCCAACGUUGGAUGCCAAGUCACUGUCCACUAUACUGGGACACUCCUGGAUGGCUCAAAAUUCGACUCCAGUAGAGAUAGGAAUGAGCCAUUCGAAUUUAAUUUGGGGAAAGGCUCGGUGAUCAAGGCGUGGGAUGUGGGCGUGGCGACGAUGAAAAAGGGCGAGGUGUGCGUGUUAACUUGCGCGCCCGAAUACGCCUACGGAGCCGCCGGCAGCCCGCCCAAGAUCCCGCCCAAUGCCACCCUGCAGUUUGAGAUUGAAAUGAUCGACUGGAAAGUGGAGGAUCUGAGCCCGAACAAGAACAAAGGCAUCUUGCGGCACAUCGUGGAGCAGGGCUCCGGCUUCGACAGCCCCAACGAUGGCGCGUUGGUCACAGUUGAGCUCGAGGGCAAGUUAUUGGCUGACGGCAAAAUAUUCGACACCAGAACAGUCACGUUCCACCUCGGCGAAGGCAGCGAGAACAACAUCUGUGAGGGCAUCGAGCGAGCCCUCGAGAAGUUCCUCAAGGGAGAAAAGUCCAGGAUAACCAUCCAGCCCAAAUACGCCUUCAAAUCCGAGGGAAACGCAGAACUAGGCGUGCCUCCGAAUUCCGCAGUAGAAUACACCGUCACACUCACGAACUUCGAGAAAGCCAAAGAGUCGUGGUCAAUGGAAGGCUCAGAAAAGCUGGAACAGGCCAAAAUCUUCAAAGAGAAGGGCACAAACUACUUCAAAGCAAGCAAAUUCCAGUUGGCCAUCAAAAUGUACAAGAGGGUUAUCAGUUUGCUAGAUGACAUGCCAGAAGACAGCAGCGAAAAAGAAGAGAACAAAACCCAAGCCAAAGAACUACUUCUAUCCGCGCACCUGAACCUUUCCCUGGUCUACCUGAAGGUCACACCUGUACACCACUUCGAGGCCAAGGAUCACGCCAACAAGGCGCUAAAGAUUGACGAGACCAACGUUAAGGGACUGUUCCGUAGGGGACAAGCACUACUGGGCCUGGGAGAGGCUGAGAUAGCUGUGAAAGACUUCCAGAAGAUUGUGGAGUUGGAGCCCCAGAAUAAGGCCGCUGCCAACCAGGUCCUGGUGUGCCGCGCCGCCGUGCAGAAACAGCGGCAGAAGGACAAGCAGCUGUAUGCUAAUAUGUUCGACAAGUUCGCCAAGCACGACUCGGAGCUGGAGAAGAUAAGAGCUAAAGAAGAAGUUGACGUCAUCGGCGAGAAAGUCGGCGAAUGGGGCGCCGGCGAGGGCGAGUGGACCGACCAGAUGCGCGCGCGGAAACCCACCGACUUCGAGAAGGAGAACCCUAACAUCCUCAUGCUGGACAAGGACGGCCGCUUCCAGAACAUGUGAGGAGCGAGAAGGACGGAUGCUGGGUGCCGGGCGACUGCAUGAUACGGUCUAAACUACAAUACUCAAAGCACUAACAAAACAUUUUUUUUGUAUGAU